AUGGCAUGUGGAACAUUCCAUCGUGAAACAGGAGAUUUGUGUGGUGUGAGUGAACCAACAGUGUGCAAAAUAGUCCACAAAGUCUGCAAUGCUAUAUGUAAACUAAAAGAUGACUACAUCAAGUUCCCUGAUGCUGCUACCCAAGCCAUCUACAAGGUGCAGUUCUAUGAAUAUGGCAAUUUCCCUGGAGUCAUUGGCUGCAUUGAUGGGUGUCAUAUUCCCAUAAAGCGUCCCUCUACACCAGAUGCUGAAGAGUACAGGAAUCGUAAAAACUGGUUUUCAGUAAAUGUGCAAGGUGUGUGCACUCCCACUAUGCAGUUCUCCAACAUUGUUGCACGUUGGAAAGGUGCAACUCAUGACUCAAGGAUUUUCCAAAACUCCUCUUUGUAUGCUCAGUUGGAAGGAGGACAACAUAGUGGAAUCAUACUUGGUGACAGUGGGUAUGCACAGAACAACUUCUUGUUCACCCCCUAUCUUCAUGCAGUCACACCAGAGCAACAGAGGUACAACCAAGCUCACAUUCGCACUAGAGGUAUAGUGGAGCGCAUGUUUGGUGUGUGGAAGAGUCGUUUCCAGUGUCUUAGAAGCACACUGCGCUUUGAACCAAGAAGAUACUGUAUUGUGAUAAUUGCGGCAGCAGUGCUUCACAAUUACCUAAAACAACAUGGCUGGCCAGAUCCUGAAAUAGAAGAUGACAGUGACCUAAAUAUUCCCAAUGUUGAAGCCAACAAUGACAGAUAUGGACUAGCCUGCAGAGAUGCUUUUGCUGUGCAGCAUUUUUCACAAAGACAAUGA
Messenger RNA from Misgurnus anguillicaudatus (oriental weatherfish), 795 nucleotides. NCBI's taxonomy places the organism in Eukaryota, Metazoa, Chordata, Actinopteri, Cypriniformes, Cobitidae. The record is from RefSeq and is a predicted model, not a curated record.